UUGAAGAGAAAAUACUUAGGGGGGCAGCAUUCCGAAGGGAUCAGUAAUUGAAAGUUGUCAUAGCAACGGGGAUGCGAUCCGAGGGGGGAGAGCUGCAGGGGAGUUGAAUCCAGCAUCUAAAAAUCCUACAAACCACAAUCUCGAGAGUCGAUUGGAGGAGGGCACCGGACGUAAGCGUAACCAAGCGCGAUCUUUUUAUCAACGUGUAAAUUCCUGGAAAAUAUACCGCCUAGCCAUAGCGCGUCUAGUUGAAGUUUCUGUGCCAGUGAAAAUCAAUAAGAAAGAGGUGUGCAACGUGCAACAUUGAAGGUGUAUACCCUAGGCUUGUAGGGUGAUGAAAGCAUGCAACGACGUGAGAAGCAGGCUUGUACUACGAUCUGUCAAACGUGAAACGAAAAUCAUUCGGAGGCGAGAGAAUAAGAUAUCGUAAAAUAAAAGAAAAAACAAUGAAAACAAUGUGAAACGAUGGUAGCUUGCAAAAAUAAGAUACAGAAGAGAAAACACGGUCGCCGUAAGUUGAGUGCGUGAUGUCGAUUGAAUAGAGAAUGAAUUACAUCCUCUUUAACCGACCGAUCUUAGUUCGCAUAUUAAUUUAUCACAAAAGUACCAUUAUGCGUAUAUGAUAGCGAGAAGAGAGACGAGAUGUACGUCUAAUUGAACAUAAACAAGCAACGGAUAAGCGUAUAGAUUUGUUAUUACACAAGCGUUCAUCUUGUUACUGACAAUAAAGUUGUAAAAAUUACAGUACAUUGACUCAAUACCUAACAGCUGUUUAGCUGUUCUCUAACAAUGAUUAAAGGAGAAAGACUAAAUAAAGGGAACCGAAAUAUGAUGUCAGAUGCAUUUGAAAGAUUCUUUGUUUUAGUUUAAAAGAAUAAACAAAUUCUGACCUGAACUUGUUACAACUGAGAAUUCUGUAAGCAGAUACCAAAAGAUUGUAAAAAAAUGUCUCGAAUCAAGUUCCGGCACCAACGACUCGUCACCUUGGCGCUGACAGUUCUGGUAUUUUUCCUGACCCAGUGUCAACCGGCCACAUCGACUCACAUAACAGGCUCCUUCAACACCCGAGAUUUCUUCAGUUUCCUGAUAAAGUUUGGCUUUCAAAAGACGGAUCGUCACAGGCAGAAAGACUCGUUCGGAUACAUAUUUGGCAACGUGACAUCUAGCAAGAAUUUUUCCAAUCCUAUAACGCUCGCUGUACUUGACAGAGCUCACUUUCUGGAGUACUAUGGUAACAGAACAGUGCGAAACAAAGACGUCGCCUGUUCUCUUAUGUUCGAUACUCUCAAUCAGAGCUCCUACGACUGGCACUGCAACGACAAGGGUCACGACUAUCUGCGUCGCGUUCCAUGCCCCGUCGGUCGCCUCUGCGUUGACGAGGAUUCGAAAUGGAACGUGGUGAAGGACCACCAGUUCACUUACGUCAUACAAGACCUGGACCGGCCGAGGUUCUGGUACGUCAGCCUUGUCGCGUGUUACAGAAACACGACAACUUGCAAGUGGCAACAUUACGACGGGCAGGACGAGCUCAAGUACGACAUAUGGCUGGUUAACGGAAGUCCGAACAGCAGCAGCGUCAACGCUCUCUCUUACCAGUUCUCUUACGACAGACAAAACACUGUCGAGCUCUACCUCCUGUUCUUCCUCUGCUAUGUUAUUCUCGUACCGUUUCAACUCUACGCUGCUAGGAUGCAGAGGCAUCCCGUCACCAGGCUCUUCACUGUCAGCUUGCUGCUGGAAUUUCUUGCCAUUUGUCUCAUUCUUUUACAUGUCCUUAAGUUCGCCCUUGACGGCGUUGGGUAUGAACAGCUCGAAGUUGCCGGCGACAUAUUCGACAUACUGUCUAGGACAUCCUUCAUGCUGUUGCUGCUCUUGUUAGCCAAGGGAUGGGCUGUGACGAGAAUGGAGCUGACAUGGAAGCCGUUGGUAUUUGCGAUCUGGUUAUGCUAUGGAAUAGUGCAUAUUCUUCUCUACGUUUGGAACAUGACGGAAGUCGACAUAAUCGAGGAUAUAGACGAGUACCAGACUUGGCCAGGCUGGUUCAUCCUCCUCUUUCGCAGUGCAAUAAUGGUUUGGUUUUUGUACGAGCUACGAAACACCAUGACCUACGAGCACAACACUCAGAAAUUAAAUUUCCUUUUACACUUUGGAGCAUCUUCCUUGGUCUGGUUUAUAUACCUGCCUAUCAUCGCGCUGAUUGCUCUUCAAGUUAGCGCUUUAUGGAGGUUUAAACUGCUGCUCGGCAUUACGUAUUCAGCAGACUGUUUUGCGUACUGUGUUAUGGCUCAUUUGUUGUGGCCGACACGAAGCGAACAGUAUUUCCUGCUGGCACAGGGUGCCGACAAUGGGGACGAGUUGGACGAGUUCAAUGAAGCACCACAUGUAUUAAAUAACUAUGUCGAACCGCCCGAGCUUAGUAAAGUGCUAGCUUAGUAACGCAGUAUCGACUGAUCGGAGGGCAAGAAUUGAAGGUAUAAAUUAUGAAAACAGGUACAUUAUUGUGUAUGAGGAAAGUGAGAAAAAUAGAGAGUGAGAAUAAUGGAUUAAUCAACGAGAUUUUAAAACAAUGUAAUAUUGUGAUGAAAUUUGCCAAAUUGUUUGGGAGUGAAAAUUAUUACUGGCAAAUGUACAUUAUGCUACCACUAAUACUCUGACAUGCACUCUAUGAGACUGAAAUACCUAUUACGCACGAUUUUAUUUGACAAGUUAUGUUUCCCAUUGAAUUUUAUUACCUAUUUAAAUAGUCGAAUAAUUUGUAUGUCCGUUAUAAAAUCUGUUUAUCGUAGCUAGUAAGUGUAAAAUACCUAAUGGGAACCGAAGAAAACUCUGGAUAUAAUAUUUGGAUAAAUGGAACAAACGUUAUCAAUUUGAUAACAUCAUGUAUCGAAGCAUGGCAGGAUAUUUUAUUAAGAGUAUUUUUUCAAUUUACCAGUUGUUCUGUUGUUUUUAGUCUCAUUAAUGUGAAUAUUUCAACUGUGAAGAUCUACUCUAAUGGCAAUAACGUUUGUCACAUUUUUUUUCACGUAUAUAAAUUUGUAAUGAAUUCUGAAAAAGCCCAAUAAUUGGUAUUUUUCAAAUGAAAUUAUCAAAUUUCAGUUGAAUAUUGUUAAUGAACUUAUCGAAUUUUCCGCAACGGAUGUCAAACCUAUUUAACAUUUUACUACCUCACGAUUUUUGAAGUAACUCUGUGUUUGUGAUUUGAUCAGAUGAGAACAAUUUCCUAAAAAUUGUUAAGAAACGAAAUUCUUUUACGAAACAGCGGAAAACCUCUCUAAAGAUACAUGGUUUUCCACUUUUAGAAUUUUUCGCGUUAUGCACCGGCGACUCAUUUUUAUACGCAUCCUGAAAAAUUUCCUUUCUAUGAAAUUCAUCCAUAGUAUUUUUUUCGUUUUUUUUUUUUUUAUUAGAAGGAGGAAAGAAAUUGUAAAGAACUCUGCCAAAUUAACUCAACUGUGUGUGUCAUAUUCGGUUUUUUCUUAUGUAAAAACUAUAAAACUGUUAUUCAAGUGCGUUGUUCGUCGUUGUUGCUCAAACUUGUAACAAGUGAUUAUAUAAAUUAGAUGUUAGAACGUUGAAUUAAUAAUAUUCCUAUUUUAACUACAAUCGUAACUUUAAUUCCCAGAUAUAUUUAUAGCUACCUAUGUAUAUUACUAUCUGUUACAAACUUGAUAUUUACUCCCAGCCCUCGGCAGUUUAAUUUUUUAUUAUACGUAACAUAUUCACAAAGUCAUGACACACAACCAUCAUCAGCUACGUUAUCACGAGAACAACCAAAAUUUUUACUAAGCCUGUCGAGGAAACCACAUAUGUGGUUAAAUGCUAAAAAUCUUGAUUAUACAUAAUUUCUUAAAGUAGUAAAUGAUUCGAUGAUUUUUAGAAGAACUCACUUUCAAGCAACUCGAUGCAAGCCUUACUUGAAAUUGCGUGGAAUUGUACACCAUACAAUAUCUUUGGAUGAAAAUCUUAUAUAAAAUUUCAAUGCCUUCUACUAAAUAAGUGCUAGCUGUACCAUUUUUUUUCCCCUUAUAAUUACGAUACAAUUGCUUAGCCAUUGAUAUAAAUUGACUAAAUGUGAGAGAUUAUUGAAUCUUCCGACACAGUGUUAAUAAGUUUCUAUAUUUAUGCACGUUUUUUUUUUCUCGAAAAAAUAUGAGACGCGCAAUUGAAGUGUACUAAAUGAUCCGGAAAUUAGUUGUACGAAAAUUUGUAACUUUAGACAUAUACUUUUUAAAUUUAUUCUACUGAUGUUAUUUUAUAUACAUACCUUUAAUCGUAACUUAGAUACCCAAGUAUAAAUAACUUAGUUCAAGAAUAUGUUUUCUUUAUAACUUAGAGUGACCAAGAAUGAGACAAAAAGUACAUAAGAAAAAAAUACAAAAAUUUAAAACAAAUUCAU
This is a messenger RNA of Diprion similis, 4396 nucleotides long. Its product is annotated as transmembrane protein 145. Gene Ontology annotation, biological process: G protein-coupled receptor signaling pathway; response to pheromone. The transcript is spliced from 4 exons. Bases 946 to 2433 code for a protein of 495 amino acids. The record is from RefSeq and is a predicted model, not a curated record. Lineage: Eukaryota; Metazoa; Arthropoda; Insecta; Hymenoptera; Diprionidae.